GUUGCUGCUGGUGUGGCUGAGGCCAUGCUGUUCUGGUUUGAGCCUGGAGUUCUGGUUCCCUUCAUGACACAUUGAGCUUGGGUUGCUCACAUGGUGCCACGUGAUAACUUUUAGGGGCUUGGAACUUCCAGAGGUUCAGUGUUUGAACACUGGGUGUCUCAUUGACCCCUCUGUCCUUCCCUGUGGUUUGAAUGUGUGUGCUCCGCCCACAUCAUCACUUAGAAAACAGACAUUUAAAGAGUUUCUCCAUCAUUUCGAUUUCCAACGUUUAUGUAGGAACACACACACGCCUCGGUUUUGGCUUUCCAUCCUAUUUCACUCAUACUAAUUUUCUUUUUUCUGGCUUUGAUUUCCAUAUUUCUACCCCUUGCCCUCCCUAUAAGAUAUUCUUGAGGAGAUGAGAUUUUAUGAAUCAGCUUCUCUUCCCCCGAAAGCCACAUGAUCCUGGGACACAUGUUCCUCUCUGCUCUCAUGCUGAAGUGUCAGAGGAGUCUUUAAUCUCUAUUUCAAGUCCCCGUUCUGAGUGCUGUUUUCAUUGAAUCAGACCCCUCAUUCUUGCAUAGGUUUCUAGUUGCUCAGAAAUCUCAGUUCCUAAUGAGUCGGAGCCCAAGUGUGGGAGCAGUUCUUUGAAACGCUGUCACAGAGCUGUUGGUCAUCAGCUUCUCAUUCUCGGCCCCCAGAAACUUCCCCUCCUCAUCUGCCAGCAGCACUCGCAUGGAUCACAGCCAACAGCUCCUUCCCGAUGUUAUUUAGGAGUGUGUCCCUGCAGAAGAAGGGGAUGGCUGAGCAGAAAGCCUCUGGAGCCAGGCGAGGUUGGUGGCAGUGCGGAAGUGAUGGCAGCAGGCAGCUUGAGCUGCAGAGAGCUGAGAAGACUGAGAGCUUUGGGGUGCAGAAAGCACAGGCUGCAGGGUAGGCUAUGGAAAGGUAAAAAUCUCAGACUUGUGCUUCCUUAAUCAUGCUCCACAUUAAAUCCCUAUCUUUCAAAGAUGAGCGAGGUAUUCUAAGUGUGUGCUAGAUGUCUUUUAAAUUUCUGGUUCAGAAAAGCAGACCUCUCAUGGAAAUAAAGCAGGUGGCACAACUGGCACAGAAGCACAAAUCAGUGUGAGGUCACCUCCAUUUUUCUCUUGCUGUUUCCUAUGUUAUUCCUUUAAAACCCAUAUAGAACAGCUCACUUUCCCAAAUGGAUAGGUGUCUCUUACCUGUCUGAGUCUUCUGUUUUGGUUUGCAAGUCUGUGAGCAAAUCUCUUCUGGAUAAUAACUUAAUAGCCUAAGAGCUGACAGCCAUCCUACCCAGAAGAUUAGCCUGACAGUUUGUGCUUUGUGGAAGACAACUGAACGGCGUGGUUUUGUUCCUAACGCAGGGACUGGGGAUAUUCGGUUGUGAGAUAGAGAAACUGUUUUCUGUCUGCCUCUGCUAUCCUGCUGCUCUUUUUUUUUUUCCCUCUUAUGAUUAUAUUAUGACAUUCCUUUAGAGUGGGACAACUGCAGCUGUUUACAGAGAAGCAAACUUGUCUUUGCAGUCCUGAACCCGCAGUCCUUUCUCUGAGGCUGUCACGUUUCUGUCGUCUCUCGUGGUGAGCUGGCCACAUAGCUCAUGCUAUGUUAGAGAGGAGCCUGCAGCUUGUUAACUAUCUUAAGUAGUUGCUGUCCCAUAUACGUCUUUUAAUGUAUAUUGACAAAGCUUGAUGAGUUUGAGGCUUGCAGUAAACUCUGGAAUAGCAGCUUUCUGUAGAGCACUCCUUUCCCCCCCUCCCCCAGUACAAGGAAUUGUAAUUUCUAGUGCCAAAGCUAGGCUAAGGAAGUAGUAGGAGAAACCUGCUUUUGAGCUCUGUGAAGCCAACAAGCCUGAAGCAUGCUUCUUAAAACUAUUCAUUUUACAAAACACAAUAGCCUCCAUCUUAGCAACUUGCUGUGGAGCUCAAUUCAUGUUUUAAAUCAUCUUAGGUAGCAGUAAAUCUUCCCAGCUUAUGAGGCUGAAAACUGUGUGAGUUUCCACUUAAGCACUAAUCUUUGUUACACCUGUAAUUAGGGUAACAUCUUGUUUGCAGAAAUAACAACCUGAGCUCUGCUUGUUUGCUAGCUGCUGCACAUUCAUUUCUGAGUAUAAAUCAGAGGGUUGAUUCAUUUCCAGUCUUUUUUUUCUUUCAUGUUAGUAGAGAGCAUACUGCAGGAAGGGGGGGAAAGGGAAAUCUGUUUGCAUCUGUGUAGUCUUGCUCAUGGCAAGGAGGGGGAUAGGAAUGGAGCUGUUUUCCUGUGACAGGUUUUUUUGGAUGAGUUUCUAGAGUGUAGCAAUCGUGGGGUCUCGGCUUGCUGGGUCUUCAAGUUUGGUUCCUUGUGAGUCAAAAUUCCUUGUAUAGGCUUGACUUCUGCUUAUUUAGGUCUGUUAAAAACAACAAAUGAGAGGAAGUCCUGUGCAGUAUGGCUUAUACAGUUGUUCCACUGCAAGAGACAGUUCUGGCAAAUAAACUGAACCAACUGAGCUGAAUGUUUCCAGGUGCUUCAUCCCAAGUGCUGCAGCAGCCCUGGUGGAGCGGCUCUGGCCGUCCUCAGGUACCUUCUAACUGUCCUUGUGAUGCACAAGGCUAGCUUCUACAGGUUUGUUUUAUUUCCUAGGUCUUGAAAGAACAAGCUUGAGUGAACAAAUGAAAACUUAUUAACCUGUAACAUCUUAUUUUAAUGAGGCAGAGACCGCACACUUUGUAGCUGUCUCUUUUCAAGGCUGUUAGACUUCAAAGGUCUCACCUACAGGAUGCUGAUGGAGGCUUGUUCCUGCUGUUGCUUUUCAGCAGAGUGCUCUUGGCAGGGCUGAAGCUGCAGGUAACACCGGGCCCAUGUGUGUUGGGAGGGAGGGGUUGUGGCAGCUCUUGCCCUAAGCAGUCUGGAUGCUUUCGAAGUGCCUUCCAAAAUGCACUGUGUGCUUCCACCAGGUUCUUCGCCAUGCCAAGAGCUGCCUGUUUGCAGUUUCAUUUUGGAUUACCUUGGCUGGCGUAGCUGCUGGCAGGGCAUCGGCAGUAGGUUGGAUGGUUUCGAGGUCCUCGGUUUCCUCAGGUGAUCAUCCUGCAGCUGAGAUCAGGCCUGCAGCCACUCAGGCAUCUGAUACUGCUUCCCAUCCAUCCUUUGUUUGGAAAGGUUUUGACAGGUUUCUAAUUCUGAAAAAGCUCUGUGCAGUGUUGGCGGCACUAAGGCUUCGGUUUUACCCAUGAUAGAUGCAACACCAGUGAUGGUAAAUCAUAGUUAGGCUGCGUUCUGCUGCUGCAGCAGGAGUAUCUGUGCUGAGAUUUAUAUUAUUCAGUGGUUGCGAUCCAAAACUGGUUUUAGGCUCCAAACCAACACGCAGUCCUUUGUCUAGACUUACUGGAUACAGCCCUGGUGCUCUGUUGGUUGUUUUUCUUAAUCAUUUCUCAAUGCUAGCAGUUGCUACAUGUGCCAGAGUGCCUUCACUCGUCAAGAUCUAUGACUUGGGGCGUGUUGUUCUGGAAGCACUUGUUCUGUUCCUUCUGGUCUGUGUAGAUACAGGGCUUUGACAGGAAAGGAACAAUGUGAGCUUGGGCUGGUUGUGGGGAUCCCUGCUGGCCAGGAUGCUGCAGGGACUGGCUCAGGUGUGAGGAGCGGUGCCAGGAGGAGGGCUGGGUGCUUGGGCAGCCCCCUGUGCUGCCAUCUGCUUUCAGAGCCUCAAGGGGACUGAGGAUAACUUGUAGGUGCCUAGUUGGACUGUGGAUCCUCCACAUCUACUGCAAGAAGCCCUGCGUGCAUUCUGUUGUGAUCUCAGUCAUCCUGCUUUUGUUGUUAAGAGCCAUUGAGCUAAUGGCUCUUAGAACCUACUUGGAUGUCCUGCAGGGUUUGUGAAGCUGGCAGGGCUGACGCAGAUAGUGUAGAUGUUUUCCCCCCAAACCAUUUUCUCUUUUUCACACGUAGAUUCUCUUGAAUGCUUGUAGCAGUCCUGGGCUUCGAACCUCAGCUGUGUGCUGCAAUACUGAUUCUGAUCCCGAGACCCAACGCACCUCGUGCUGGAGAAUCCGAGUCAUCCCAUCUUUAUGGCUUUGGGAAUUAGUAACUGUCACAAAGCUGUUCGCUGUGACACCUUUGGGUAAACUGGAGCCUGUCUUUGCAAACCGUUCAGUCAGUCUCUGGUAACACUGACAAAAGUUUGAGUAAUCCCUGUGUUCUGGCAGAUCAGCUCUUCCAUGGCGCGUUGUAGUUGUAGCGUUAGAGUAGGAAAUAUGCUUGCUAAGGAGGUGUUCUAAAAUACAUUUGUGCUGAAAGCCCAUCUGUUAAACCUUCUUGAUCUCCUGUCUUAUAGUCUAAAACUGAAUGUAGUAAUAGUUUACACCACUUGAGCAAACCUACCUUAAACAGAGCAGCGGUGCCCUGGUGCUGAUUUUGUGUAGUAUUUAACUGUCCCUCUUCUGAUGAUAUGAGUUGGGGCACCCUGCUAAUAGCUUUGAGAUCAUUUGCAAUUAAAUGGAGUCAACUCUUCCAAGGGAUUUACCCUUGGACCAAUGCUCAACACCACUAUCCUUUCUUUCCAUAACUAAUAGAAUCGCCUGAGGCACGGAGGGCUAAAUUUAGUCUUCCGGCAAGCUAGGUAUGACCUUGUGUUACAAGGGCUUCUGCUGCUCAUCUCUAGGUAUCUAAAUCAGAGUGUAAAGGCUGCAUUUCUGGGAUGGGCAGAGCUUUGGGGGAUCAGUGACGCUGAAAGGCUUUCUGUGUUGGAUAAUCGGCUGACGCUUUCAGUGCUGUGCUGGCAGUAAUUCCUGGCCUGGCUACAGCUCAGCAGGCCUACCAGUGAUCUGCUGGCACGCCGCGAUCCUUGGCACUGGGGCUUCGGCAGGAGCUGACCUGCUACGUGGCGGGGAUUGUUUGAUGGUGAGCGUGGCUUGGUGACAGCUAUGCUGAAGACUGCGGGUUGAAAGUGGAAGCUGAAGCAAAGCUUCUUCAUGCAGGUGUAAUUUCUUAACUGUGUGAAUGGCAAUAGUCCUCUUCAAGGGGAAGUUAAAUUCAUCUCCUAGAACUGGAGAAGAACUCUGCUUUGUACAGAAGCUAUCAGGGUGCACAAGGAGGUAAAUCCAUGCAACAAAACAUGUGCUAGAGCUGUCCAGCUCUGUGCGCUGUUUGCCUUAUCCUACAUGGUCACUUGCUUUUUGUCUAAUUAAAGACACAAUUCAUCCUGUGAGUGUAAUAAGGAACCUUUAUUGGAUCCUAGAGCCUUUUAUUUACACCUUUAAUGUGUAAUCAAGCUUUUGAAGUUUGUCUGCCAUCCCCCAGAAAUGCCAAACUCUCCUGCAGCUGGCAGUACACUGGCAGCUGAAUGGGAGAAGCUGGGAAUUAGAACGGGACUUUCGGUUAUCUGCUGUGCUUCCUUGUGUUUAGGAGUGCAGUGAGUGGGGUGGCUUUUUAGCUUGUGGAAUAAACUCUUUGUUGGUGAGUGGGCAAACCCCUUACUGUAUGGCAUGGGCAUGGCUUGCUGGUUGGGGUUGCAGAAUUGACCUGUACUCCCAGUAACUUGGUCAUUGCAGGUGGUCUCUUGCUUGCUACUGGUAACACACGUGGUUGUUCUCUGGGGGCAGAAGCAUCAAUCUGAUGAAGUGCUAGAGUCUCUGAGUAAUGCUGAGUGAGUUUCAGUAAGAGAUUAGAGAAAGCUGUGGUCAGCAGGUCUACAUGACAAAUGCUCUUAGGAUGCGGCAGGCGUGUCCGUGCUAACAUCCUUAAGCCAUUGGUUCCAGAUGCUGGAGCUGGCCCUAUGGCAUCUGUGAUGGUUGUGAAUGGUGGCAAGAUAGCAGCUGAGGAUUUCAUGGUGUGGGUAUUCAUCUGUUCCAUCUUCUUCUGGAAGAAGCCCCUUCUUUUGGAAAUAUUGGGGAGAUGGGAUUUCCUAAAUAGAGCUGGGGUUGCGGAUACGUGGAGGGGAGGGCUCAGCAUGCUGCACGUACCUCCAGCUCUGCCGUUCCACGUGCAGUCAGAGGAGAUUUGUCACACAACGCUGUGAUUAAUGUGUAAAGAUGUUUCAAGAUGGGGUGGGUAGAAACUGAAACCAGGCAAAUUAAAACAAAUAAUAGGAAGAAAAUAGAAAUAGGGGACAAAUAAGGUAGUUGAACAGGAAGUUCAGUCACUUUAAAGGGGAAAAUUGUUUGGAUUCCCCCUUUCUAUGUAGGAAGUGGGAGGAGGUGAUCAUAAUGCUUCCCUUCAGCUCUCCUUGUGUGGGAUGGUGAGCAGCAGUUCCUCUUGCAGGCGCUGAUCUGCUAAUAGCCCAGAGCUGGGCCGUGGCAAUAACGAGUAAGGCAUGCACCUAUUUAUGUCCUGCUCUGUCAUGCUAAUUACUUGAGGUCCAGCCAGCAGAGCAUCAGCAGUGCUGGUUUUGCGUGUGUUUGUGGCACGGCUGAGAAACUGAGGAUUGCUUUCGUAGGUUCUUAGCUUGCUGAACCAUGCCUGCUAAAAAUCUUAAUCGGAUUUAAUCAGAGAUUGGUCUGUCAAGCCACGCAUUUCCCUGUGAAAACAUGCAGGGGACUUUUUAGCACGUGUGAGCAGCUGUUGAUGAAGCUUUGCGCCUAAACACAAAUGCUAAGAGCUUGAUUCUUUAUUGGUAGUGAUAUCCCACAGCGAAGUGUUUGUUAAACGCUUGGAAGGCUGUGGUUGGAAGUGCCGUGCCCAGAAGGGGAGGUCUGGGUCCUGCCAUUCCGUGCACUGCUCCUGCCGCCUGUCAAACCUGUUUGUGAGCUGCGCUGCCUCUGACCCGGCGCUAAGCUCUCCCGGUAUUGUCGAGGCAGUUUUCUCCUGUUGCUAUAAUGAGGUAGACUUUCUCACAAAUGAGGCUGAUAAGGGAAACCAGCAGGAGUUCCUGCUUGGGAUUGCUGCGUUUCAUGGACAAUGAGCUCUGGGUUUUCUGGGAAGAUCUCGUUUCAUCCUUUUGCAAGUUUCGCUACAGAUAUGACUGGCUAGCUGCUGUGCUGCUCCUAUGCCCCAGCACUCACUGCCCUGUGAUUUCAGAUAACAAACACAAGAAGUGAUUCACAAAACAACUGGUGAGAAACCAAAAGCAGUUUGCCUUUACUGAGUCCUCAAGAUCACAGUCAACUGGUUGGUACUUCACAAUGAUGCGUUAGGAAACUGGAUACGGUGCCAAAAGAACUCCAUGCAUUUCCAUGAUACUCUUGGAUCCUGACUGAGAUACUUUUGGAUUAUAUAUAUUUCUGUUCUAAGGAGAAGAGUGCGCGCUCAGAUCUCUUUCUGCCAGCUUGCUGGCAGAGGUGCUGUACUAAGAUCAUGGACCAUCCCAAUAGGGAAAAGGAUGAAAGGCAGCGGACGACGAAAGGGAUGCCCGGGAGGAGCGGUCACGGCUCUCGGCCAAGCUCGUCUGCAUCUUCUGGUGUUCUUAUGGUGGGACCCAACUUCAGAGUGGGCAAGAAGAUUGGGUGUGGGAACUUUGGCGAGCUCAGACUAGGCAAAAAUCUCUACACCAAUGAAUACGUAGCAAUCAAACUGGAACCAAUAAAAUCACGUGCACCACAACUCCAUUUAGAAUACAGAUUUUACAAACAGCUUGGAAGUGCGGGAGUGAAGCAGUCUGUUUACUUGUCAGGAAGCGGGAUCAAGAAAAAUGAAGGUGUUGUGAAGAAACUUGCCACUGAAGAUAGGUCUGAGGUGCCUCAGCAAGGAAUGGUGACAGCUGAAGGGCUUCCACAGGUUUAUUACUUUGGACCGUGCGGAAAGUACAACGCCAUGGUGCUGGAGCUGCUUGGUCCUAGCUUGGAAGACUUGUUCGACCUCUGCGACAGGACGUUCACUCUGAAAACGGUAUUAAUGAUAGCCAUCCAGCUGAUCUCUCGAAUGGAAUACGUGCAUUCGAAGAACCUCAUCUACCGAGAUGUCAAGCCAGAAAACUUCCUUAUCGGCCGGCAAGGCAAUAAGAAAGACCACGUCAUUCACAUCAUAGACUUUGGACUGGCGAAGGAGUACAUUGACCCAGAAACCAAAAAACACAUACCUUACAGGGAACACAAGAGCUUAACUGGAACGGCGAGAUACAUGUCCAUCAACACGCAUCUUGGCAAAGAGCAAAGUCGUCGAGAUGACUUGGAAGCCCUUGGCCACAUGUUUAUGUAUUUCCUCCGAGGCAGUCUGCCCUGGCAAGGACUGAAGGCUGACACCUUAAAAGAGAGGUAUCAGAAGAUCGGGGACACGAAGAGAAACACUCCGGUUGAAGUUCUCUGUGAGAACUUUCCAGAGGAGAUGGCCACAUACCUCCGUUACGUUCGGCGGUUAGAUUUCUUCGAGAGACCUGACUAUGACUACUUACGAACCAUCUUCACGGAGCUGUUUGAGAAGAAAGGCUACACCUUUGACUACGCCUAUGACUGGGUCGGCAGGCCAAUCCCUACUCCAGUGGGAUCUGUUCACGUAGAUUCCGGGACGUCUGCAAUAACAAGAGACAGCCACGUCCAUCGGGACCGACCAUCACAGCAGGCCCUGCGCAAUCAGGCAUCAUCUGAUCGCCGAGGAGAGUGGGAGAUCCAGCCCAGCCGGCAGACCAAUACCUCGUACCUGACAUCUCAUCUGGCUGCAGAUCGGCACGGAGGAUCAGUGCAGGUGGUUAGCUCGACCAACGGAGAGCUGAACGUGGACGACCCGACGGGGGCACACUCCAACGCACCUAUCACAGCACAGGCAGAGGUGGAAGUGGUGGAGGAAGCUAACUGCCUGAAAAUGCUCAACUUGUGGUGCUGCUGCUUCUUUAAGAGGAAACGGAAGAAGACGGCUCAGCGUCACAAGUGACCGGUGCCUCCUGGGCCUUGCAGGAACACCACGUGCACCUGCGGCUCCUGCCCUGGCUAACUGGAAGGGGCUUCUCUUUAGGGGGAGGAGGAGGCAUAGGAGGAAGAGAAAAAAAAAAAAAAACAAAAACAAACAAGUGACAUUUUAAACCAAAAAGAGAAGAAAACGUUCCAAAACAAACCACUCUUGGGUGGAUCUGCUGAAUGGUCUCCCUCGUUCGCUCCAAGCCUGACGCUCCUUUUGGGACCAGGACUGUGGCUGGCUCAGGUCUUGGUCGCCCCGGGAGGGGGGCUGGCUGGCUGACCCUCCUUCCCGUUGUUUACGGCGAAGGCAUCGUUCAUGCAAACCUGAGGACUGUGCUUAGUUCCUGCUCACUUUACCCCCCUCCCUCCCCUGCGCUCUCUGCUCCUCCGCCCUCCUCCCUCCUUAAUUAAGAAAAGAAACACCGUAGGCUCGAUUGGCUCUCGAGAGGGCAGGAGGAUGCGGUUGGGGCGAGAGAGUUGCGUGGGAGAAGGGCCUGACUGCUGCAGCAGUACGACACAGGUUCCCUUUUAGGCUCCUUGGGAACAGUUACACUGUAAUGUGCAAGCUGUGAGAAAUUUGCAAUCUACUGUUCCAGUUAGGUUUCCUGGCUCCCCUUGACACCUCCCUCCUCUGACAGUAACAGAGCAAUGUGGAUUGUUUUAAAGAAACUGACGUCGUUGCACUUUUUAUUAUUUUUAGCAUUACAGAUGCACAUUGUAUCUGUGGAUUUCUGCGUGGACCAGUGGUGCCAGCGCAGACAGACAUUCAGCUGGGAACGCAUUGGGGUGCAGAGAGUGCCCUCGAGUGGGGAUGUUGACGACAUCCGCACAACCCUUGUGCCAGUUUGGGGUUCCCAGAGCCCGCCUUGGGCCGUGCGCUGAGGAAAGCAUACUUGAAUUUUCAGUCGCCCUUUCCAUCUGCCAGUGAAUGUCCCCACCAUGGUUUCCUACACCGUGCCUGACCCAGGCGGCCCACAGACAUGCGGCACCGGCUGUUGGCAGCAGGGAGAGGCAGAUCGGGGUUAACGUAACUGGGAACUGAUGCUUCCCAGUCCGCAGGCAUCUCUCAGCGCGGGGCCGGGCGAGCACACAGCCUUCCCCAGCCCUCCCGUAGGGUGGUUGUGAACACACACCUUCCGCGGAGAAGUGCGAGGAGCAAAGCUUCCCGGGCAGAGUGGCGAUCCUUCACUGCCUUAAUACUGAUUCCAUCUCCAGGCGGUCAGAUGGGUUUGACUGGAAUAGCCUUGACGUCCUCCCUGUGAGCUCCCGCCCCACAGGGAAGACAAGGUUUGCAUGUGGGCCAAACGCAUAGCUGGCAGGGCACCUGGGGCGUGAUGGCUUGUGUCCUGCUGCCGUGCUUCCCAACCUGGAGGAGGUUGAGGCUGCUCCUGGACGUGGCGGGGCUGUGGGCGAGCUCGGGCAGUUUUGGGGGAGCUUGUGAAUAAAUAGAUGCUCGUG
Messenger RNA from Gallus gallus (chicken), 10247 nucleotides. It is a transcript of the gene CSNK1G1, whose product is annotated as casein kinase 1 gamma 1. The transcript is spliced from 17 exons. Gene Ontology annotation, cellular component: nucleus; plasma membrane; cytoplasm. Gene Ontology annotation, molecular function: protein serine/threonine kinase activity; ATP binding. The coding region runs from base 7258 to 8766 and encodes 502 amino acids. Gene Ontology annotation, biological process: positive regulation of canonical Wnt signaling pathway; peptidyl-serine phosphorylation; signal transduction. The record is from RefSeq and is a predicted model, not a curated record. NCBI's taxonomy places the organism in Eukaryota, Metazoa, Chordata, Aves, Galliformes, Phasianidae.